Messenger RNA from Fusarium oxysporum Fo47, 339 nucleotides. RefSeq lists its product as uncharacterized. Lineage: Eukaryota; Fungi; Ascomycota; Sordariomycetes; Hypocreales; Nectriaceae. The coding region runs from base 1 to 339 and encodes 112 amino acids. The record is from RefSeq and is a predicted model, not a curated record. Gene Ontology annotation, molecular function: oxidoreductase activity, acting on paired donors, with incorporation or reduction of molecular oxygen; monooxygenase activity; iron ion binding. The transcript has a single exon.
AUGUAUGCAGCACCAGCAGGACCCCAUGCCAGUCUCUUGGAUGUUGUCAAAAAGCAGGACCACGCCCGGAAGCGUCGCUAUAUGUCGCACGUUAUGGCUAUCCGUAACCUGGAGACUUUGGAAAACAAAGUUACUGAUAAGAACGAAAGGCUACUCAAGCAAUUCGACCAGAUCAGCGAAAAAUCAAAUGAUUCAGGCAACCAAGUCGUCGACUUUCGGAAGUGGACCAACCUAUUCACUCUUGGAGCUAUCAUGGAUAUCGCUUUGAGUCAUCACCUUGGUUGUUCGGGGUGCAGCUACCGGCUCCGCGCUUAUCGCAGACCCGAAGUCGCCUUAUGA